Neodiprion fabricii is the source of this 2910-nucleotide messenger RNA. It is a transcript of the gene CNT2, whose product is annotated as solute carrier family 28 member 3. Gene Ontology annotation, biological process: nucleoside transmembrane transport. The transcript has 14 exons. The coding region runs from base 409 to 2247 and encodes 612 amino acids. Gene Ontology annotation, molecular function: nucleoside:sodium symporter activity. Lineage: Eukaryota; Metazoa; Arthropoda; Insecta; Hymenoptera; Diprionidae. The record is from RefSeq and is a predicted model, not a curated record. Gene Ontology annotation, cellular component: membrane.
AUAUAUGACGCCGGAAAGAUUGGCGAGAUCGGCGAUCCAUCUAUUCUACGUUCAACCUGCCAGGAGAACGCAUCUUUCCUUCCGCGCUUAUUAAAUUCUAGAAAAUCCGCUAAAUUCUUUUUGCCUCUCCUUUCACCAAGCUUCUUAUCUACCAUCGUUCUUUCGUAAAUUCUACCUUUGUUCUACCGUUUUCGCUACUCUUCCUGCCUUUCGUGUCUGCCUAUCGAUUUUUGUGCUAUCGUUUAGUUUAAUUUGAAAUAAAGUCAGUGAGUGCCUGAGUCACCGGCUAAGAUUGUGGUGUCAGAAAAUGUAACAGAAUCAUGGAGCUUUGAGCCAUCGUUACAGCGUAUGGACUUUAUAAGAAAGAGAAUUUAUUCAUUGACGCACGUUAUCGCGUGAAGUACCAUUAUGCCUGGAGUGACGAAUAAGGCCUUUACUGAAGAGGAGGAAUCCUGCAGGCGAUACGAUGAAAAUAGUUUACAAAUUCCUCUGGAACAGAAGGGAACGCAAGUGUACAGUGCAGAAAAUGAAUCAGACAAGCGUGAAAAUAUCGAGGAUGAUAAAAUGCCAGAGUUAAACGCUGGGUGUUUUGCAACAGGACGCAACGCCAUAGGAGCCACGUUUUCGAAGCACCCCAAAAUUUUCAAAUUAGUAUGGGUUUUAGUGCUAAAUGUGGGGGUGUUUGUAUACUUCGGUUUCGCUACGAGAUACUGGUGGGUGACAUACGGAUCGUUAUCGGGCCAAUGGUGCGAGGGCUACGGCUUGCUGAUAAUUUUGUUCGUGAUUACUUACGGAAGUUUCUUUUAUGUCUAUAUCAUAAGGAGAUAUUUUGGAAGAAGAAUCGCCAAAUGUUUAAGACCUCUUGGACGAUGCUGGAAAAGUUUUACCGCAAUCAAAUGCGUCGAAAGAUUUGGAAGCACAGUCUUCUACUUGGCCAUAUUAUUGGCUGUACUAGUAUUCAUGGUUAUCGAUACCGUCGAUUCCCGUGAUCGGUUGAUCAGUUUACUAGGAGUCUUCGUGCUUCUUGGACUUGGUUUCAUCUUUUCCAAGCAUCCAGCAUAUAUAAACUGGACGCCGGUAUUUUGGGGCAUCAUUCUUCAAUUCUGCUUUGGACUGUUCACAAUACGAUGGUCGGUGGGCAGAGCGAUUUUCCAAUGCAUUUCCGACAAAAUGGCAACUUUUUUAAACUACACGGUGGAGGGAGCAACUUUCGUAUUUUCCGAAACCUUAGUUAGCACCUAUGCGGUGUUCGCAUUUGCCAGUCUUCCCGUCAUCUUCUUCUUCAGCUUCUUCAUCCAGAUUCUUUACUACCUUGGCACAAUGCAAUUUGUGGUUAUGAAGCUAGGGGGGCUUUUGCAGUCUGUCAUGGGAACGACGGUCUGCGAAUCGAUAACUGCUGUAGCCAAUAUAUUUCUGAGCAUGUCAGAGUCGCCACUUCUGAUUAAGCCGUACAUCAGUAGUUUGACCUCUUCGGAAAUACACACCGUCAUGGCGUCGGGCUUUGCUACUGUGUCCGGAACUGUAUUGGCUGCCUAUAUCAGAUUUGGAGCUCAACCUGCUCAUCUAAUUACUGCCUCAGUGAUGUCAGCUCCAGCAGCACUGUGCUAUUCCAAAUUGUUCUACCCGGAGACGGAGAAUAGUAAAACAACCCGACAGAACAUCGAGUUGAAGAAAUCCGAGGAUACCAGUAUCUUGGACGCCGCUUCGAAGGGUGCAAAUGUAGGAAUAGCAAUAUACCUGGGAAUUAUAGCGAACAUUGUGGCGUUUGUUUCGGCAGUCGCUUUUCUAAACGGCAUAGUUUCUUGGCUGGGAGAAUUGGUCGGCUACGAAGAUAUAAACUUCGAGUGGUUCCUCUCGAAAAUUUUCAUACCAUUAAGUUGGGUCAUGGGAGUGCCAUGGGAUGAAUGUGAAGCCGUGGCGACAUUGAUUGGAUUGAAAACUAUCGUCAACGAGUUUGUCGCCUACCAAAGGAUGGGAGAGUACAAAGAACAGAAUAUGCUCUCACCAAGAACCGAAGCUAUCGCAACAUACGCGAUUUGCGGUUUUUCAAAUCCCGGAUCAGUCGGCAUCAUGAUCGGAGCACUUGCUUCCAUGGCACCGGAGAAAAGGGCGCAGAUUUCUAGCGUGGCUGUUCGUGCUUUUAUCACUGGAAGCGCGGUGUGCUUCAUGACCGCUUGCAUCGCUGGUAUGCUGAUGACGGACGAUUUUUAUACAACAAUUUCAUCGAGUACUAAUUCUACCAGCUAACACCAAUUGUCAUGAAGAAAUACAUGGGGCGAAAGAAAUUAUCGUUUUAAUUUUAUAAGCAACAUCGCUGUUUAUUAAGUACGACAUUUAUCAUUUUCUCGUUAUUUGGCAAAACAAUUUUACGUACUUAUAACCAUGCACAUGUAUAGCGAGUGACUCGUGGAAGUGCAGUGCCAGUGCGCACGUACGUGUAAUUUCAGAUUUGUGAGGAUACGAGUUUUUCUUCUUUCUAUGACCACACACUUAUGUUUGGUGAAUAUUAGUAACGUGACAUCCUUUGGCAUCUAGUAAUUAUGUUGCCACCCAGUGAUGAUUAGUUCAAAUCUUGUGGAGUAUAGUUAAAUUCGUAAUGAAUUAAGUUCGAUUCCGCAAUCAUCAAAAAAAAAUAUAUAUAUAUUACUGUAUUAGGUGUAAAUUGAAAUUCUGCAGAGAAUUUAUAAAACAAAAGUUUUUUAGUACCGGAAAUGAAGAUUUUCGCACAAAAAAAAAUUUUUUAAAUUAUAGAAAACUUCGGAUCAAGUUAUUUGAAUAACUCCGAAAUCACCAGGAAACUAAUAAAAUUGUCUAUGACGUUUUGUUGAAGUAUCCAUAUGGGAAUAAGCAAAGAAAAAAUAACAAAAAAUGCCCACCACGGAACUGGAAUGGCAUUUUGCAUAUCUCCAA